ACGCAAGCAGCAGACUGAAUCACAAUCGUCUCGGUGUCUCUCGAGUAUCCAGCCACUCCUCGGCCUCGAGAACUCUGACGGACCUCUCCUCUUAUCCAAGGCUCCACCACCGCCAUGCCGCUCCUGCCGUUGCCGCCGUUGCCUCUAUCCUCCCACCGCCACAGCCUCCCCUUCCUCUCGCUCCCCUCCUCCGCCGGCCGCCCCCUCCGCCGCGGCGACCUCGUCAUCCGCAUGGGCGGCGGGCCCCGCACCUUCCCCGGCGGCGUCUCCAAGUGGCAGUGGAAGCGCAUGCAGGCCAGGAAGGCCAAGCAGCUCCUCAAGGCCCGCCUCGCCCGCGAGCGCCAGCUCUACGAGAUGCGCAAGCGCGCCGAGCUCCGCGAGGCCGUACUCCACCUCGAGCGUCCCUGGGACUCCGACCUAUCCCCCGUCUCCGCCACCGCGCUGGCGCCCAACCUCCUCUCCGUCGCCGCCGACGACCAGCUCAAGGGGCUAGCCGACCGCUUCCACCGGCCCGGCGGCGUAGACCUCUGGAACGACCGCGACGGGCCCCAGGUAUUCGCGUCCCCGGACACAGGCAAGACCUCUGCGCGCUUCUUCCCCAAGAACGCCGUCCACAGCGUCCAACCCUACGCGCGUCUCGGUGCCGGAGCCGAGGGCACGCACGGUGCUCGUGCGAAUGGCGCUGCCGAAGAUGUGUAUGGUGGCCGCGAGCCUACAGUCGAAUUGAUGGAAAGAGAUGGAAUGUGGGAGCCGGUGACUGCUUUGGAUGGUGAAGGUGAUAACAAUUCAGUCGACCGGAGUUGGAUUAAUGAUGAUGUUGAUUCAGACUCGGACGAGGAAGAAGAUGACUAUUUUGGUCACGAACAAGAAGCAGCGAGUGGAGUAGAUGGAAGGAGGAGUGGUGUAGCAAGGCCUGAAACUGCAAGCACUAAGACUGUUGGUAGGGAUAGGGGCAGAGAUUGGAGAGGCCAUGGUUCCUUUUCAGAUUCAGAAGGCGCAAGAAGAGGUCAUGUCGAUCAAAGAUGGCCAGACACAAGUAGCGGGAGUGGAAGGAAAGCUCCCACCGGAAGAUGGAAGCCUUCGAACGCCGAGGGCAGCAAUGCUGUCGGGAUGGACAGAAUGGGUGGUGGUUCUUUCUCCGAUUCUGGGAUGAGCCGCCGGAGUCGGAGAGCAAGGAAUAGGGAGCACACACUGGACACCACGAUGAAGUGGAAGCUCUCGUAUGAUAGCCAUGGCAAUGUGAUCAGAAAGGAACGCAUCAGCGGCAAGUUAGAUUCAAAUCCAGACAGUGGAAGCCGUGACAUGAUGGAACCAAAAUGGAGAGGACCAAACAGGUUUAACCCAAGUGAGAACCAAAGAGGUCGACCAGGGUCGAACUAUAGGCCUGAUGUCAACAGUGGAGAAAGGCCAAGAGGAUACAUGAGCCGCAACAGUGGUGGUAACGGCUUCGCCUCGGACCUGGAUGAGCCAACAUGGAAGCCAAGAGCAAAGAAGGAAGCUAGGAACAACGAUGGCAGCAAAGAGUACAAGGGUAACAUGAGCGGGGUAUUCAGGAGAGGUGGCAGUGGGGCGGCAAGACGGCUAGACGCUCAUCCUGGGAUGCACACCAACGGAGAAGAUGGCAGCGACCAUGAUAAUAGGCAGAGAAUCUGGGCGAGGCUCAGGGGAGAUGAAUACUCACUACGACCAACAUCAGAAUUGCACGGAUCUGUGGACAGUAAUGGGAGGCGGCAGUUCAGAAGGGACGGAUACUCGCUCCGGCCAACAUCAGAACUCAGAUAAAAUGUAGAGUAGCACGUUAAUGUAGUCCGUGUGUAUGCUAACCAAACGUUCAAUACUGCAAUCGUAAUGUACUUGUACUGAGAGCA
Messenger RNA from Lolium perenne, 1868 nucleotides. RefSeq lists its product as uncharacterized. The record is from RefSeq and is a predicted model, not a curated record. NCBI's taxonomy places the organism in Eukaryota, Viridiplantae, Streptophyta, Magnoliopsida, Poales, Poaceae.